UGUUGCAUCAUCGACAUGAAACAGUCGUCUAAACCAAGACUCUGUCAACAACUUUUUGUUGCCCGGCAGCGCGAUCGCGCGAGGAACCUUCAAACGGAACUCAUGCUGGGGAAAAUGUGCAGUAAAAUAACAAUAUUCGUCGUUUUUGUGAUACACACUUGAGAUAGUCUGAUGAGUGUUGACGAAACUUUAAGACCAAAGUACUGAGAGAAUGGACCACCAGUUAACUCCUGAAGAGAGAACACACAUGUUAACCAAACUGUAGCUGUUCUGAAGUCGGGGACGACUUGUAGCAUUACCAUGGAGUUUCAGCACAGUGCCAGUAUGGCAAGCCUGCCGAGCCUUGCAGGGUUCAGUGAGGCAAUCAGCGAAGCAGAAGAAAUCGAAAGUGUCAAGCGACUUCAGCAGCAAGGUGACGCAGCUUUCCACGACAAGGAUUUUGCUGAAGCAGCAGCGUGUUAUGGAGAAGCACUGGAGAUAGACAAUGACAACGCUCAGUUGCUGGCCCGGAAGACCGUCUCAAAUAUUGAACUCGGAGAGUAUGCAGAGGCGAGGAAAGAUGCUGAGUAUCUGAUCAAGCUGAACCCUCACGUACCUCAGGGUCACUACCUUCUAGCUGUUAGUCUGAACAACCUGCGAUACUUUAACCUAGCAAUUAGUGCCUUCCUGAACGCCUUGCAUUAUGAUGUCAAACACAGAGAUCGUCUCGCUGACAACGUGGCUGUUGUAGCUGGAAAUAUCUGCAAUUUCCCUGAAGAAUCUCUCGCAACUUUCAUCAAUUUGUCACCAGCUGAAAAGUUACUCGAGGUGGGCAUCAAUUUGAAGCGAGCCAAUCAGAACGCCUCAUGCAUCGAGGUGCUGCAGUAUGCCCUGGAUCUGAAAACCCUAGAUGAACUGUGUCAACAGAGGGCACUGUUUAACAUCGGAGCUGGCUAUGCCGGGAACGCAGAUUACGAAUUGGCAAAGGACUAUUAUAAGCAGUGUCUGUCAAUCGCUCUCCAACAGAAAAAUCUGAGGUAUGAGGCUGAGGUCUACUGCCGCCUCGCCGAGAUUUACUUACAGGAGGAGAACCUGGAACAAGGAAUUGUGUACUAUGUGAAACUUCUCUCAAUCUGUAAAGACCUUGAAACGAUAGAAAAUGGCUCUGGUGAGUCCUGCAAUGUGAAUUUACAGCGCGUUGUUCAUGAAACCCUCAGUAAUGCAUACAAAGCGGUUUGUGAUUAUCCUCACGCCCUGCAGCAUGCCAAAAAGAAUCUUGAGGUACUCGACGGAGACAAGGAUAAGCAAGGAAUUAGAACUAGCGAUCUUCUAGGAAAGGCUCACUUCACGGUAGCUUCCCUUCAUGAAGGAGUUGGAGACUUUGUGUCAUCGCUUGAACACUUUAAGUCCUACCUUGCAAUCAGCAAGGCUUCAAAGGAUCGUGCAGGCAUGGGGAGGGCCUACGGGUGUAUUGGAAGAGUCUAUCACAAGCUUUGCAACUGUUCGUUAGCUCAGAGUUUCUAUGAGCAACAGCUGCACAUAUCGGAGAAGCUGUCGUAUCACACUAUGCAGGCCACAGCUUUGAGAAGCCUUGCCGAUGUUCACAAAGACCAAGGCAACACAGAUAACGCGUUGGAAUGCCUUCAGAGGUAUCUCCAGAUCAGCCGAAAGCUGGAUGAGUUUGAGACAGAGUGUCGGGCAUAUAUUGCCAUGGGUGAGCUGCACCAGGCUGACGGAAAUCCACAACAUGCUCAGCACUUUUAUGAGCAAGCUCUAAAUCUAGCUGAGCGAUCACAUGAAACAGAAUUGGCCUACGCCAGCAGGGGAAAACUUGCCCAGGUGUUGCUUGUUUCUCGAGCCGAGAAAAAUCUUGAGAAAGCCCGGAUGCUGGCAGAAGACUCCAUUGAGUAUUAUCUCCAAACUCUAGAAGACACCAAGCAUAACAAAGAGAACACACUGGAACUUCUUGAGCAGAGUUACAAGCUCGUCCAAGUUGCUCUGAAGAAACUUGCCAGGCCGUACAAAGCUCUGGAAUGCGCCGAGACCCAAAUGAGACGAGAAUUUCUCAACACGUUAGUAAAGAACAUUGCUAGUUUGGGCCAACAAACAGAGGCUGUCGGAGACUUGCUGAGCAGUAGCGCAGACAUCGGUGAUAUGUUAAAGAUUGUAAAUAACGAAUCAGCAGCAGUUUUAUAUCUGUCCCUCUGCCAUUCUUGUGUUCUAAGCUGGGUCUUCAGACCAGGGGAAGGUUGCUGGGCUGGUAAACAUGACCAAGAUAAUACCAUUCAGGAUUGUCCUCGUUACGUCCAAGAGCUUAUCUCAUCAAUGAGAGCCUCUGAGAGUCAAGCAGAUGAGGCGUAUGAGACGGAAUUCAGAGCCCUUCCUCUCCAAGACUCUAAGAUACAUCAAUUGAAGACCCUGAACCUAGCUAUGAUGAAACACGGAACCAAUAAAACCACACCUCUUGAUGACAAAGAUGAGAAAAGUACCUCCACGACAAGAGAGUCUCCUUCAAGAAAGAUGCACAAACUUCUCCUAUCCCAAGUAGAGUGUCUUCUCCAAGGAUGUAGCUCGGUAGUGAUUGUAGCCGACCGUGUCUUGACCCAGGUUCCAUUUGAUGCCUUAGAGGAUGAUGAAGGUUGUCUGUUUGGCGACAAGUAUCUUCUAACUUUACUUCCUUGUCUGGAGGCGCUCAAAUACAUUCACAAGCACAGCAGCAAUGAUGUAACCCAAGACCAAACAGAAAAUGGCACGGGCUCACAAUCAUCACCAACGCAUCCCAUAUACUUGGACCACAUGCUGAGAGUCGUCGUCCCGCCCAAAGAGCAGCCCCACAGCAUCAUCAAAGAGAGUGAGGCCGAAGCUCCGAAGAUGGCCCAGAAGAGCGCCAGGCCAUCCUACGUCAGUUUCGACCGCAAUUCUUACCACGUCAUCAAAAGUCCAAGAGACAAAGUCUCCGUGAUGGAAGACAGAUUUUUACAAGACAGGGAACUAAGUGGAAGCACCCUGAUUUCAAAAACGUGGAGUGGACGAGAUCUCACUUCGGCACGUGGGGGAAAGAUUCAACACUAUCAACAACAGAGUGGUCGACAGAGGGCGCUAGUCGUCGGGAACCCUACACUUCCUAAGAAGCUGAGAUUGCAUGGCAAGAUUUGGAAGCCAAUGUCAGAGUUGCAAAUAGCACAAGAAGAAGCUCACAAGAUGGCUCACUAUCUUGAAACGGAGGCCAUUGUAGGUUCAAAGGUCACCAAAGAGACACUACUGACCGAGUUACCCAAAUCAACUCUGAUUCACCUCGCAAUGUAUGGUUCAUGGGAGCAAGCAUGCCUAGCCUGCACACCAAACCCAACCAGCCAACCACUCCCUGAUGGAUCCAAUAGCCAGAGUGCUUACAUGAUCGGCGUUGAUGACAUCAUCGGUUUGAAACUCCAGGCUAAGAUGGUGGUAAUGAGCUGUUGCUAUGGAAACCGUCACCGUGAUGUCCAACUAGAACUACCACUUGCUUUUCUCGUUGCAGGUGCCGAGUCCAUCUUAUUGCUGUUGUGGUCCGUACCAGACAUCGUCAGGAGUACAUUCUGGCACCAUUUCUACCUGGCAUUGCAGGAGGGAUGUCACGUCUCUCAAGCAGUUGCCCAGGCCAAGAAAUGCUUGAGACAAGAUGAGAGGUUCCGUUCUCCUCGCUACUGGGCAUCCUUCUGUCUCCUAGGAGGAGAUCCAUUCAUUAGUCUCCUUGACGUCAAGCAUGCCAUGAUGGAUCAGCUACUCAACACAAUGGAGGAGACAUAUCUUAACAGCAAGAAGCAAGACGUACUCAACAUGAGGACAGCAGACACACAGGAGAGCAGUACCGGGUCCCUUCUUGAGAAUCUGAGGAGACACUUAUCUGGUCUGCUUUUGCAUCACACCCAGCACCCGGAUGUCAUACCAAACUUGACCAAACUGCUCAACCAAUGCCUCCCUCUCCUAGACCCACAGAGUGAUCACCCAACACCACCGUGGUCCCAACCUGUCCCACAAUGCAUCCUAAGAGCGCCCUCGGCCAUCCCGUUACUCAACCAGCUAGGCUUUCACUUCCAGGCUGGCGGGUCUGGUACCCAGGAUCCCCAGGUGGUGUUCCCACAGUGGGAUCCAGAUUCCAUGAUAGAACCUGCACUGCAAGCCCUCAAGGGAUUACAAGAUAUUUGUGAGAAUGCGGAGUGUGCCCACAAUCUGGCCAGAGUCUUAGAUGGUCAGGAGAAACUUCUCUCAGGACUCAUUGAUGUGAUGAGUUUCACCAAGCACAUGUCUGAGGUCCAGCUGAAGGUCAACGACACGGGGGUCAGUCACCUCUGGGGUCAUCACCAAGCGAGGGCGCUGUUGAUCAGCCUGGGGUUUGCUCAAGUCGGCCAGCUCCUUAUGUUUGAUGGAAAAAUAGCUAACAAAUCUCUCCUCCAUGCUGCUCUGCUAGUCCUCUGCUCUGUCAUGGCUGAGAAGGGACGAGCCAUGCUCCAUCGUCUAGACAUCCGUUACCUAGGCAUCAACACCAAGACUCCCAUCCUUCGCUCGGCUCGUAAGACCCCCAUCAAGUCGGCCCUGAGGUCGGCAAGCACGAUCCGAACCAUGACCCCUAGCGCUCUCAGGUCGCGUACACCGACUGCCGUCAGACUCCGUACGGCACCGGUGGCUGUUGAUGAGGAACCCGCCAGAGUCAGAUCACUGCCUUCAUUGAAUCCCGUCAAGUUGUCCAAAAACAAGCUUGCAUUUUCAACUCCGUGGUGGAGCCAACCAGCCAAGUCACCGGAGAUGAAAGAAAAGAUGAGAUUAGCAAGAAGCUUGAGUGACAUCCACAUAGAAUAUUCGCGCCACGUCCAACACACCCAAAACUGGCACGUAGAAUCCGUCACCCCCCAGGCCCAGAAAACUCUGUCUGCUAUUGGUCAGCCCAAGCCCCGCCCCCAGGUCAUCAAGGUCAAGGCUGGUACCACGCCUUCAUGUAUCCGGGAACCAGUGAACCAAGACUUGGAACUGAGCACGGAAGCGAUAGAGCAGAGGAGGGAUUACAGUCAUUACUUGUUGCACACUCGGAGUGCCGAUGUGGAGAGACGACAUUUGGACGCCGUGCAGAAAAUUUUCCAGCCUUACGUCAGUCGAAGAACGGCUGACGCAGUCAGCAAAUGAAGUGAAUACAUUCCAUAAAGACUGGUUGUGAAAAUUAUGGUCAAAAACUGAAAUGGUUAUUCGUUUAACGGAAAAUGUAUUUCUUCAUUGCUGCACUUUAAUGGAGUCAAUUAUCAUGCUGAGCUGAACUGAUUUUGUGAUGAUAAAUGUGCUCAGGUUUUUCUACGUACUGCAUUCUAAUAUCAAGUUUCAUAUUAAUGGAUGGUGAAUUUUUAAUUGCCAAAGAGAAUUUUGUUUUUCUUUUUAUAUGUAUAUUUUUUGUAAAGACUUUCAAAGACCAUGCAUUUUUCAAUAAAUUUCAUGAAAAUUUUGAUUAGAAUCAUGGAAAAUGUAACUCUCACAAAAUGAUGAUUUAUCUUUUUCUACAGCAUCACAAGUCAUUGCUCAACAUUGUCAUGUAUGAGAGCUCAGACAAUAUGGAUAGAACAUUUUAUUGAAAAUUAAGACUUUGCGUUUGUAGUAAAUCUUUCCAGAUAUGCAUUUGAAAUUUAAUGGAAAUGCAGUGCAACACAAAAUGGAUUCUAUUUUUUAGUUAAUCCUCAGUUGUGUCAAGAGUAUAAAGUGUUUGAGAAUAGGUAAAAAUGUCA
This is a messenger RNA of Patiria miniata (bat star), 5723 nucleotides long. Its product is annotated as tetratricopeptide repeat protein 28-like. The transcript is spliced from 16 exons. NCBI's taxonomy places the organism in Eukaryota, Metazoa, Echinodermata, Asteroidea, Valvatida, Asterinidae. Gene Ontology annotation, molecular function: protein binding. The coding region runs from base 301 to 5136 and encodes 1611 amino acids. The record is from RefSeq and is a predicted model, not a curated record.